Molecule: messenger RNA, 1159 nt
Organism: Mangifera indica (mango)
Lineage: Eukaryota; Viridiplantae; Streptophyta; Magnoliopsida; Sapindales; Anacardiaceae
Product: RING-H2 finger protein ATL68-like
Exons: 1
Coding region: 279-881 (200 amino acids)
Biological process (GO): protein ubiquitination
Molecular function (GO): transferase activity
Source: RefSeq, a predicted model, not a curated record
ACAUGUAAUGGAGAAGAUGGCACUAGAAACACACACACACAUACACACAAUAUAGAAAGAAGAGAUUCAAAAGGCAUGCCCACUAAUUAAAAAUGGAGUCAUAAUAUUCUCUUGAAUCCACCCACAACUCACACAACAAUCCAUAAUAAAUGUCAGCCUCUGAUUCCAAACCAUGUAUUAAAUGCUGCAGCUGGAAAACCCACCCACCUUCCACAAAAAAACUCCCCUAAUCUUUUUCAACUUUUCCUCUCUCUAAAUGGAUCCUUUAACGUCUUCAAAUGUCCACUCCAAUUUCCACCACACCCCCUUCUUCACCACCCAAUUACCUAACAAACCUUGGCCUUGGCUAUUCCAUUGCCAUUGCUCUUGGUUUUUUGGUUCUUUUUUCUACUAUUCUUCUUGCUUCUUACAUCUGUUGCCGUUACUCUCGCUAUCGUAAUUCUAACCCCCAGAACAAUAACCCAAAUAUUACCCACAACCCUAAUUCUGAUGGAAUCAUUGUCCCUCGUGUAUUUUUCGUUGCUGAAGAUGAUGAUGACCAAGGCCAAAACCAAGAUGAUGAUGCCAUAGUUGUUGGGUUAGACCAAUCUGUCAUCAACUCAUAUCCCAAGUUUCAGUUCACUAAAGAUAAUAUUUCCGGCGGUGGUUUUGAUAGUAAUAAUACGACUUGUUCGAUCUGUCUCUGCGAGUACAAAGAUUACGAGAUGUUAAGAAUGAUGCCCGAAUGCCGACACUAUUUUCAUCUCUGUUGCAUUGAUGCUUGGUUAAAGCUUAAUGGGUCGUGCCCAGUUUGUAGGAACUCGCCGUUGCCGACCCCUCUUUCUACCCCGUUACAAGAGGUCGUGCCGUUGGCUCAAUACGCUGCUGAUCGGAGGAGGUGAUUGAUAAUAUGCCAUAUGGGUUUAGUUCGGUUUGGAUUUUUUACAGUUGGGUGGGUGAUUUGGGGAUUUUGUUUGUGUGUUUGGGCGUGGUUUGGAUUGGAUGAUUGUAAAAAUUCAAUUUUUGUUAAUUUUUUUUUAUAAGUAGUUAUAGCGUUACAGGGGUUUUUGUUUGAUGGAUUCUGGGGCUUUGAUUGGAUAGAUAUUUAGAGUACAAAAGACAUGAGUGGUUGAUGUCUUACGCUCGGCAGAACUGAUAAUCAAUUGAGUAAAGUUUAUCA